Molecule: messenger RNA, 6448 nt
Organism: Drosophila eugracilis
Lineage: Eukaryota; Metazoa; Arthropoda; Insecta; Diptera; Drosophilidae
Product: muscle M-line assembly protein unc-89-like
Exons: 8
Coding region: 195-5960 (1921 amino acids)
Biological process (GO): homophilic cell-cell adhesion
Cellular component (GO): plasma membrane
Source: RefSeq, a predicted model, not a curated record
UGACAGUCGUGAAUCUUCUUUUGCAUCGAACGGACGUCUCACGUCCUAAAAUCUCGAUCGAACCGUUGCGGGCUAUAUAUAUUGAUUUAGAAAGUCAUACAUAUACGACUCGGACGGAUAUCAAUAUUUUCGGUUUUCAUUUACGAGUUUUAUCCUUUUAAAAACCUAAAGAGGCCGUACGAAAACGAUCCGAAAUGGGAGAAACGGAGAACGGAGAUAUCGAGCCACGGGCCUCGGCCGAACCGGAGGGAGCAUCUGCCCAGGAUACUCUGCAGGUGCCAACGCAAAAAAAGCGCAAGCUUAAGUCCCCAACUCCUGGAAGCCUACGUGGACGCAGUGCAACGCCCAUUCAUGGCCGUAGUCAGACCCCGUUCACCCUAUAUAUGACGCGACGCAGUGCAACGCCUUCGACAUGGCGCAGCAUUACUCCUUUCCUGAAACGCGAGGAAAAGGAGAAGACUCCCUUCGAACUGGGAAGGGAUAUUAAGAGCCAGACCACCUGCAAUAUCGCCGUCUUCGAUCGCGCCCUCGUAAUGGAUAUUUCCGAGCCGUUGGACGUGCAAAAACCCGUACGUUACAUAACGUCCGAUUUAUCGGUGAUCGAUCGCGCUGCCGUAAUGGAUGUGUCCAACGUUGAGGUUAUCUACGUUGUGGAGGAAUAUGAAGAGGUCGAGGAAGAGGAGAUUAUUGAGGAGGUUAAGCCGAAGAAGAAGGAGAAAAAGGCGAGAAAGCCCCGUGUCCAGCGAAAGUCUAUUGACAAGGAUAUGAGUCCUUCCGGGGCUGAGGAUGGCGAGGACUUGGGUGACUAUGGCGGCGAGGACAGAGAGGACAGUGUCGAUUUGGAUGAAGGCGAUGAGCCCGUCAAAAAGGGCAAGAAGAAGGCACCGCCCAAGAAGAAGGAGAAGAAAGAGAAAUCGCCCAGUCCGAAAUUGACCUUGAAACUGGAGAUCGGCGGUGGUCAGAAGGCUAGCAAAAAGAUGUUUGAACAGCAGCAGCAGCAGGCCAAGCCACCGCCGAAGAAGAGCAAAAUGGUGCUCCAGAUGGAGGAGCAGGCAAAGGCAGCAGCUAAGGCUGCCGAGGAGGCGGCUGCCCGUGCCAAGCCCAAGGGCGAAACCUAUGAGGAGCGUCAAAAGCGACUCCAAGCCGAAAAGGAGGAGCAGGAGCGUCUGGAGGCCGAACAGCGUGCCCAGGAAGAAGCUGAGGCCGAGGAGGAGGAGGAGGAUCCAUCCGCCGUGGGUGAGGAGGGUGAUGAUGGCACCGAGGCCGGAUAUGGAGACGAAGACCAGGAACAGGAAUAUCCUGAUGAGGAAAUUGAAGAUCGUGAGCCCGAAGAGGAGGAGGAAGAGGUGGCUGAUCCAAAGAAGAAAGAAAAGCGACGUGGCAGCGACUCCUCUGACGACUUUGUGCGCCCUGAUCCACACGAGGAGGAGCGCUGGCAGCGCAUUGCCGCCGUUGAGGGAGAGGAAUUCAUGCAGCAGAUGCGCAAAUAUAGCCAGGCCAAGCGGAUCAGUGAGAAGGAGCGCGACGCCGACUGGCAGCGUCGCCGAGAACAGGCCCGCAAUCCCAAGUUCAUUAACUUCCUGUCCGACCGAGCCGUCGAAGCCGGUCAAAGUGUCCGCCUGGCCUGCGCCGUCGACGGUCCGGAGUUGUCAGCCAAAUGGUACCAUAACCGUAAGCAGUUGGAACGCGAUGGAUGCCACCGAAUCAUCAAUAACAACAACAUCCUUGUUCUGGAGGUGCUUAACACCACCAUUCUGGACUCCGGAGAAUACUCGUGUGUGAUCUCGAACCAAAACGACGAGACGUCUUCGUCUUGCAUUGUGACCGUCUAUGAAAUUUUCAAGGACGAACCCAAACCCCCUUCCAUUCAGUAUAUCAAAGAGUACUACCAUCUGCGUGACGAUGAACUGACCAUCGAGUGCCACGUUCAUGGCUAUCCACGACCGGUGAUCACUUGGUGGCGCGGUUGCUUCCAAGUCAAGCCCAGCUACAAAUUCACCAUGCUUGAGGAGGCCCACGGUGUGUGCAAGUUGCUGAUCUACAAGCCGAGCAAUAAGGAUGGAGGCAUCUAUACCUUGAAAGCCAUCAACUCCAGUGGCGAGGUGCAGAUCAACCAUACGGUCGAGGUGGCCAGGAAUCUGCACUACCACGUGCCCGGCAUUUUCCACGCCCGCGACAAGAUCCAGCUAGACAGCUUGAAGCAGGCCAAGAAAGCCAUGGAAGCGGCCCUCAAGUCCAAGGCCGAUUCCGACCAAAGAAGGGCGGAAGCGGAAGAGGAGCAGCAGCGCCUGCAUCCUGUCAGGGCUACUCCCGAAAAGCUGGUGCCUGCCAAGCAGAAGCUGGCAUUUGCCACCCAGCUGCGUGAUCGCAUGGCUCUUGAGGGUUCCACCAUUAAGUUCGUUGCCACUGUGAUUGGGCCUGAUCCCAAUACCCGUUGGAUGAAGGAUGACAAAUGGGUGGUAGUGGGCGGAAACAUAAAAAAUCUCUCUGAGGAGGGCAAGGCCAUACUUGAGGUCAGCAACGUCACUAACGCCGACUCCGGUGUCUACAAGUGCGUGGCCAAAAACGAUCUCAGCGAGAUCGAGACCUCCUGUUACUUCAAGGUGUAUGCGGCACAGGCGGAUGGCGACGAGUCGGAACCCAUUUUUGCCCUACCCCUGAGAGAUGUGUAUCAUGCCUCGCAGAACGAUCUGAUUCUCGAUACGAAGGUGCGCGGCAACCCCCGCCCUGAAAUUUCGUGGACCAAGGACCAGAUACCCGUGGUGCUCGACGAUCGUGUUGUUCAGAUUGAGCACUUGGACGGCAUUUGCGAGCUGAUUAUCAACAAGCCGACGAUCAAUGACAACGGCAUCUAUGUCUGCACCGCCAAGAACAAACUGGGCAGUCAGUCGACCACCCACACGGUUGUCGUCGACACCACCCACACUUCGCGCCGAUCAAGCAUCCUGUCCGCCAUCGCCAUGCAGGAAGGAGGUGGAGAGUCUGCCGAGGGCCCCAAGGCCAAGGGCAAGAAGAAGAAGAAGGACGACGAGCCUGAGGCCGGCGGUGAUGGUGGCUACGAGAGACGUAGCCGAAUGCCUGAUCCUUCGCCCAAGCAGAUGUUGUACUUCACGGUCAACCUGUCCAACCGAUAUGUUGCUGAGGGCUCCAAGGUCAAGUUGCAGGCCGUUGUCGGUGGCCCGCAGCCCAUGAUCAAGUGGCAGAAGGAUGAUCAAAAUGUCACUUACGGUCCCAACAUUCGCAACAUGAACCGUGAUAGUUUGGCGGUGCUGGAAUUCACCAAUGCUCAAGUGGAGGACUCUGGCACCUACUCGAUCAUUGCCCAGAAUGAGUCGUGCAAGAUCACCACCUCGGCCAUGCUGCAUGUGUACCAGACCAAGGUCAACACGGAUGUGCAACCCGUCUUUAUUCGCUCUCUGAAAGAGACCUAUCACCUGAACACCAAUGAGCUGAUCCUGGAGACAGCUGUUAGAGGUCAACCCACCCCCGAGGUCCAGUGGUUCAAGGACAGCAUUGAAAUCCAGAGUGGUGGUCGUUACCAGAUCAUUGAGCAUCAGGAUGGUACCUGUGAGCUCAUCAUCGAUCGACCGGACAACAAGGACUCCGGCAAGUACGUUGUCAAGGCGGAAAGUCGCGCCGGCAAGAUGGAGAUCUCGCACUACGUGCUCUUCGAGGGUCAGGCCCAUCACAUUGCUGACAACAUCCAUGGUGUGUUCCAUGCAGAUAAAAGCUUGCUGCGACCAAAGGAGGUGGAGAAACCGGUAGAGAAGAAACCGGCUCCUGCUGCCGAGCCUGAAUCCGAGGCUGAGGACGGCAAGGCGAAGAGGCGUGGCCGCAAAGAAGAGGAUGACGGCGCAUCCUCCGCCUACGCCACUGACUACGCCUCCGAUACCGCUAGCUUGUCGAGCAAGCGUCGCGAAAAGAACAUUGCGAUCCACUUCAGCACUUCGAUGAGAGAUCGUGUGGUUGCCGAGGGAUCCAAGGUUAAGAUUUCAUGCUUCCUGGAGGCCAAGGAGCCACAGGUCAAGUGGUUCAAGGACGGCGAGCAGAUUCAGAACUCACCGAAGCUAAGGGGAAGGUACAGCGAGGGUCUGUGCCUGCUGGAAAUCAUGAGCGCCACGGCAGAGGACAAUGGCGAGUACAAGUGCUGGGGCCGUGACGAGACUGGAGAGGCAUCAACCUCAUGCCGACUUGAAGUCUACGAGAAUCCGGGCACAGGUGAUGUACCACCCACCUUCACGCGCAACAUCAAGGACACGAUGCACGGCAAGAUCAAUGAGCUGCAGUUGGAUGUCCAUGUUCGCGGGCUGCCCACUCCAUCGGUCACGUGGGUGAAGGAUGGCGUCAAGGUCGAGAAUAGCGACAAGUACCAGCAGGUGGACCAUGACGAUGGUACAUGCGAGCUCUUCAUCAGCCAUCCGAAGCCAUCGGACAGCGGCAAGUACGUGUGCCAAGCAGAGAAUCGCGAGGGCAAGACAGAGAUUGUCCACAUGAUCACUGUGGAGCCGCGAGUAAGGGCACCACGCAUCUCGCCGCCAAGGGAGGGCAGGCCUCCACGUCCGGGAGGCGAUGAGGAGGCUCCUCCAGCUGGAGAAGAAGGUGCCGAGGGAGCAGCUGAAGGCGGUGAAGGUGGCGAAAGGCGCCGCAGGAAACCAAAACCAGAUGAGGAGGAGCAAACCAGCUCCAGGCGCGAAGUGCCACCACCUCCUGAUCUAAGAAAGCGUCUGUACUUCCGUAACUUCCUCUCCAACCGUACCGUCAAAUCGGGCAGCAAUGUCAAGUGGAUGGUGAAUAUUGAUGGCCCGGAGCCAACUGCCAAGUGGUUCUUCGGUGAGCAACCGAUCGCCUUCGGACCGAAGAGCAAGAUGUCCAUGCAAGACGGUAUCGCCUGGUUGAACUUAGUCGGAGUUACGGAAGAGGAUGCCGGAGAAUACACUUUGAGGGUUAGGGGCAGUGAAAAUGAAAUCGUGAGCACUUGCAAUUUGUUUGUGUACAGCACGGGCAAGCCGGAGGUUAUAUCGCCUACCUUUGUAGUGGGUAUCAAAGACACAUAUUCUCUUAACGAGAAUGAGUUGGUUCUGGAUUGUCGCGUACGUGGUCAGCCACGUCCUGAGAUCCAAUGGGUCAAGGGAACCGAGCCCAUUGAAAGCAGUGAAAAGUAUAAGCUGAGUGACCAGGCCGAUGGCUAUGCCAAACUGGUCAUCGUGAAUCCCACGGAGAAGGACUCCGGCAUCUAUUGGUGCGUGGCCCGCAACGAGGGAGCAGAGAACAAAAUCUCUCACCAGGUGGACUUCAAGGGUCGCCAGCACUACUCGCUGCAGCAGACUCACGGAUUCUUCCACCGUGACCCCAACAAGCCGCACUUCCUGCUACCUUUGGGUAACCAAACUGUCUGCAAUGGUGGCACCGUGGCCAUUUCGGCGGAGUUCAUGCAGACCAGCACACCCAUUGAGGUUAAGUGGCUCCGCGACCGCCGGGUGGUGGACGGACCCAAUGUCAAGGCCCUGUCCGAUCGUGGUGUCUACACGUUGACCAUCAUGAAUGCCGGACCCGAGGUUGAGGGCACCUAUACCUGCCGCGCCUCCAAUGCCUUUGGUCGCAUUGAAUCCAACGUCAAUGUGGACGUCGCCGUAGGAGCUGAAAAGGAUGAGCGUCCACCACUGUUCUUGUCGCGACCGGAUACCGAAAUGAAGAUCGCCGUGGGUGAUCCCUUCUCGCUGUCCUUCCGUAUUGCCGGCGACCCGAAACCAAAGCUUACCUUCAUGAAGGGCACGAAGGACAUUACCACGUCCGAUCGUGUCAGCAAAGAGGUGUCCGAUGACUACACAAGAUUCUCAGUGCAGCAAGCCCAGAUCUCCGAUUCUGGCACUUACUUUGUGGUGGCCCGCAACAACUUUGGCACUGACAGGAUAUUCGUCACUGUCACGAUUAAAAUACCGAAAAAGAAAGAAGAAGAAUAAAGCUUAUUAAUACAAUUUAUUUUGCAAAUUUCAAAACGCCUCCCUCAACAAACACCAAAUACAAUUAUAUUUAUAUUACACUUAACCCUUGGUCUACUUUCCUGACUCUAUGUGUUCAUUCAAAGCAAUAUAAUAUAUCGUUCUGACUACACAACUUAUAGGUAAACCCGCGCGCUCGCUCCGCUACUCCAACGCAAACACGCUGGGGCCUUCCCCUGGACAGUUAUAGUGACACUUCGUACUUCAGAGAUCGGUUUAAUCGCCCCAACAAACCACCAACGAUAAAAGAAAUUUCCUGUGAGAUCGUAGAUACCCAGCACAUAAAAAACUAUUCCUGUAUUUAUCUUUUGUUAGUAUUUCUGAACGAUUGACUUAAUUACUUUUAUUAACGUACCUACAUAUAUAAAUAAUGUAUUAUAUAAAGCACAGCAAUCCAGCUUAUACAUUUACGUAGUGGAAACAAGAAAAUAAAAAAUAUUUCUCCGGGG